Molecule: messenger RNA, 1342 nt
Organism: Cuscuta europaea
Lineage: Eukaryota; Viridiplantae; Streptophyta; Magnoliopsida; Solanales; Convolvulaceae
Source: the annotation of a GenBank genome assembly
ACUCCCUAUUAAGAUAUCGUCAAAGGAAGAAAACAUAAACUUGAGGCUAAACGAGCCCAGACGACUGCAUUGGAGCAACACAAUUUUCGCAAUUCCAUCUCUCUUUUCUCUAGAGUUUUCCUAAUAACAAUCUCCACGAUUGUGUUCAACAUCUUUUUGCUCAACCGUGUUCUCUCUCUCUAACGCUUUCCAAGUUAAACGAUGAAUGCCAAUAGAGGCAUUUUAGCGCUAAUAAAUUCUCCUGUUCACAUCAGGGCCUCAUUUUUUCACUCCACUCCUAUCCUUGAACGCAGAAGACGCACUUUUUGGGAUUCUGGUGGAAGGACGAAUAUUAAGAGGCCAUCAAGGAGGUUUAACUACGAGAACAAAAGGUUUAGGAAAUUCAAUUCAAAACAAACAUUACUGCGAAAUGUUGGUGCAAUCGCGGAUGACUUUUUUCAGUGUUCAGAGCUUGCAUCACGAUUUUGAUGAUUAUGAUUCUUCUUCAAGCCAAGGCUGGGAGUGGUUUCAACAAGAUCUUCGGUCUAAUGUGUCCAGUGGUGGCAGAUAUAGGAACAAAGGAUACCAUAAAUGGAGAGGGUUUCAUUUUGUUGAAGAUUUGGACUUCGAAGUAGAUAGCUUUUUCCGUACUGGAUUUGGUGGUAAGGAUUACUAUAGAUGGUCAUUUGUAAAUGAAGAUGUACGAGAUAGGCAUUCAUCACGUCACUCUAACAUUCACGGGAAUUCAAAGCGGAGGUUUAGAUUUAAAGAUGAGUAUGAGUAUGAUGAUGAAUCAACAGAAUGUGACACCCAUGAAUCAGGUUUGGUUUCAGAGCGUCUGGCCCUUGGGUUGAAGGCCUCUGGUCCUUUAAAUCUUGAAGAUGUUAAAAAUGCAUAUCGAGCAUGCGCAUUCAAAUGGCAUCCAGACCGCCACCAGGGUCCAUCCAAGAUUGUUGCAGAAGAGAAAUUUAAGGUGUGCAGUACUGCUUACCGAUUGCUGUGUGAUAAAAUGUCUCUCAACUAAUAAUUUUGGUGGUGAAGAAUUGACAUUUGCUCUUCAGUCUUCAACAAUGCGUCUCCUCUAUUUAUUUCUUUAGCUUACAAACUGUGUUUGAUAAUGCAAGAAUGCAUAUUUGGUAUUCUUGCGACCUUGCAUAUACUAAUGUUGUAGUAACAUAUUUCUUAAACACUUCUUUUUUCAAUUACGAGCCUACGAGGUAGGUGUUCGAAGGAUGUAAAAUAUGAGUGCAGAUCUGUUGUAAAUUGUGAUCCAUUGACCAGCUCUUAUUUAACUAUUUAUCUUUUUCUUAUGACUGUUAUGAGCAAAUAAAAAAAUAAAGAAGAGAAAAACUAUUGAAUUGGC